AUGGACCUGUUUCAGAUCUGUGAGUCUUUUGAAUUCAAGCUUGUCGAAGAAGCUGUAGAAGCUGGGGAAAAGAAGGACUUGUUCUAUGUGGAUAGAGUGUGGAUUAAAAUUGAAACUGAAGUUUUCCGCACCAUACCAAGAUUCACAGCUUGGUCAGAUAAAGAUUUGAGAGCAAGAAAAAGGAAGGAAACUUCUGAAAAUCUAUUUGGAAAAGGAAGAAUCAGGUCUGUAGAUGAAAGCACUGAACAGACACAAGAAGUUGCUAGAAAUGUUGAUGAAGAAAGAAAGAGAGAACAAAUGAUUGUUGAAUUAGAGAACUUGGCUUUUAUCUUGGUUGAAAGUCGAAAGCAAUUUGAUGCAGCAAACAUACAAUUCAACAAAUGUUUGAAAAGUUGUAUUGAUUACAACACUGUAAAUAAUAAUGAAGAGGCAGCCAGAAAAGAUACUGAGGAAACUUCUCAACAUAAUUUUGAACCAUUGGGCAAUCCAGUUGAAGAGACAAUUGGAACAACAAAUAAACAAUUUGACACUAGCAUUCAACAAGGUGCAGAAGUAGAAACCUCAAAGAUUAAUGAUCCGGUUUCUGAAGAAAGAGAAGUUGAAGCAGAAAAACAAGUUGAGGAAGAAAGACAAGUAGAAAAGGAAAGAACAAUUGAGGAAGCUGAGGAAGAAAGAGAAGUUGAAGCAGAAAAAGAAGCUGAUGGAGCGCAAAAAGAAAUUGAGGAAGAAAGACCUGUUGAAAAGACUGUUUCUCCAGUUCAGUCAUCAAAAGAAAUUGAGCAAGAAAAACCAGUUGAGAACAUUGUUUCUCCGGUGCAGUCAUCAAUGGGAAGUGAGGUCCUCAGAAUGGUUGACGAUGCUGAAAAAGAUUACCAAAAAAAAAUCAUGGCCCAAGAAAUGGCAAGCAACGUAAAUGUUGUUGGAAUAGCAACUGAGGCUGUAUCUGGGCUUCAGGAUGAACGCACCAGUGAUACUGAGAUACCUGUUGCUGAACACAAAGCAAGUGAACAAGAACAAGCAGCACAAGAAGCUCUUGACGUCAGUUCACGUAAAGCAGCAUAG
Messenger RNA from Daucus carota subsp. sativus, 1062 nucleotides. RefSeq lists its product as uncharacterized. Bases 1 to 1062 code for a protein of 353 amino acids. The record is from RefSeq and is a predicted model, not a curated record. The transcript is spliced from 4 exons. Lineage: Eukaryota; Viridiplantae; Streptophyta; Magnoliopsida; Apiales; Apiaceae.